AUGGGGGAAGAAAUUGAGUCAAUGGCACGAUUGGCAGAAAUUCCAGAAGAAAAACAGCGGAAUUACAUGCGAUGGAAAAAGAAUUCCAAGCUUUUGUAUGACUAUUUGAAUACCAAUACGAAUAAAUGGCCGUCAUUGACAUGUCAAAUUUUCCCAGACUUGGAUACCUCAAUUGAUGAGCACAGAGUGUUAUUGUCGUCGUUCACGUCUUCCCAGUUCCCUGAGGAUGAGUCCAUGUACGUGGCCCGAUUUUCGACGCUUGGACAUUUGAAAUGGAGCUCAUUGUCCAACUUUGAUAUCGAGGAUAUGGAGUUUAAGAUGGAUAAUGGGGUCGAAUUACCGCAUAAGGGUCUUUCUACGGAUGUCCAAGUCAAAUAUCCCGCAGGUGAUUGUAAUAGAGCGCGGUAUUGUCCUUCAAACCCAGAUCUCAUCGCAACCGCGUCCUCUGCGGGCGCACUUUACAUCUUUGACAGAACCAAACAUAGCAGCUCGCGAAGCAAAUUGUUGGCGGAUAACGAGGCGAAAUACGAGAUUGAAUGUCAAUUGCCUGUUCCAGUAGAAGAUUCCGAACGAGAAGCCACUUCGGUAGCGUGGAAUUGGCAACGGCAGGGCUCACUGGCAAGCAGCUAUUCUAGCGGUGACGUUGCCGUUUGGGACCUUAUGAAAUACAGCAAAAGCAACACAACGAUUUCCGAGCCGCAGUUUACUGCGAAAACAGACUCAGCUGGUUGCAACGAUCUGGCAUGGAUGGUUAAUCAUGAUGCAUUGCUUGCUUGUUGCGGCGAAAGUAACGUGCUGGGGCUCAUCGACAUACGCGACCCGCUCAAACAUCGAUUAUCUAAAACCGAGCAUCAUGAUAGUGGCAUCAACGCGUGCCAAUUCAAUCCCAACAACGAUAUGCUGCUCAGUUCUGCGGAUUCUGCUGGCAGAAUCAAUUUCUGGGAUAUUCGAGAUUUUACAAAACCUAUUAGAACAAUAUACCAUGAAGACGCGGUUUCAUCCCUACAGUGGAAUCACAAUUUGCCAACGGUAAUUGCCAGUGCUGGCCAAACCUUGGGCACGGUCAAACUAUGGGACAUGUCUGCUCCGACGGACGACGCGCUUAUUUUCACGCAUUGUGGCCACAUGCUGGGCGUAAACGACAUCAGCUGGGACUUGCAUGAUCCUUGGCUCAUGUGCAGUGUUUCUAACGACAAUUCGAUCCAUCUCUGGCGCCCUGCUGCCACUAUCGUUGGUUCAAACGAAACCGUUUAG
Lachancea mirantina is the source of this 1254-nucleotide messenger RNA. NCBI's taxonomy places the organism in Eukaryota, Fungi, Ascomycota, Saccharomycetes, Saccharomycetales, Saccharomycetaceae. The record is from the annotation of a GenBank genome assembly.